GACAAAAACAUCAGUGCCACGCUCCAUGUUGUGCAGGGCGGAUGAAAGGAGUGAGUAAGAAGUGUAGCAGGGGGAACACGCCGCCAGGCCUCGCCACUCUUCACUGCCACGCACUGCUGGCCUCACUAAGCACUCUGUGACACACUCGGUUGGAUGAAGUGGCGACAGGUGGUGUACGAGGGGGAUGUCCCCCUGGGGCCCAUGGCAGGACGACCUCCCCCGCCGCCCCACCCAACGCCUCCACACCUGUCCAUUAGGCCCCAGGUCCAGAUUGUUACCCAUCAACAGCACCACCAACAACAGCAGCAGCAGCAGCAGCAGCAGCAGCAGCAGCACCAACAACAACAACAACAACAACAGCAGCAGCAGCAGCAGCAGCAGCAGCAGCAGACGCAGCAGCAGCUCCUUCAUCAUCAUCAUCAUCAGCAACACCAGCACCAGCACCACCACCACCACCAUCAGCAGCAGCAGCAGCAGCAGCAACUGGAGUAUGGCCGUGCCCUAGCUCGCUCACAGGAUGAUGAACAAGUGAAUUACUUUUGCCAGCGGCCGCCCACAGAUGCAGACUUUGCAUACCAUCAGAAGGGCCACCGCUGGGCCCUUGGCGACGACUCCGUCAUUGAUGUUAGCAGACGAGUUGAAUACGGACAACAGAUUGCACCGGCCAAGAAGCUAUGGGGCGUGGAGGAGGGCAAGGCAGACAAUAAAGGAAUCUUCAACAUAGGGGAGGCGUCAUGGAGAGAGGCGCCCUGGAGCACUGGCGCCCCACAUGCUGCUCCCCCUCACCACCAUGGUGUGGGGCAGAGCCAUGGGCUGGGUAUGGCGGGGGUGGGGCAGAGGGGGCCAGCCCGCCCCCCGCAGUUCACCGGUGGGGACUCAGUGCUCUCCCCGCGCGCCUCUGACCACGCGGGCGUCGGCGUAAAGAUGGUGGAGUACGUGCUGGCCUCGUCGCCUACUGGCAAGGAUAUUGGCACGGGGAUGGCCAACCUCGCCCUCAGAAACGGAGGAGCCGAGAGUGGCAAGGACAAGAAGGACAAAGCUCCCUCGCCCUUUGAUCCGACCAAGAAGGACAUUGAGAAUGGCGGUGGCAGCGGCGCACCACAGACGAACGGAAUCGUGCAGAAUGGAUUAGACGAGGACAAGACUUUUAACCGAACCCCCGGCAGCCGGCAGGGGUCUCCCUCAGAGGAAGACCUGAACAAGAAUGGCAUGGUGGCGGGUGUGGGGGUGGGGGUGGGUGUAGGGGUGAAGGAGCCAGAGUUGGUGGGCAGUGGCGUGGUGAUGGGUGGGCCGGCGCCCGUGCUGAGCCACCUGGACCAUCCUGGCUUUGAGGGCGUGGGGGGCGGUGCAGUGGGUGGCAUGGGUGGCCCUGCUGGCAUGCUGGACCCCAGCAUGGGCGGUGCUGGGGGCCCGUUCUCAUCACCCGCCGGCCCAGACUACAACAGCAUGGCUGCCAGCAUCCCCAUGGAUUCCCCCACGCCACUGCUUCCCACUGGACACGGUGGACCUCAGCCACAGAACUUCACGGACACUCAGCAGCUGUUCAGGAAUGCACAGCAGCAGCAAGGAGGUGGGCCCAAUCCUCAACAGAUUCAACUUCUGGCACAGCAACAGUAUCUUGCAGCUCAGGCAGCACAACAGCAAGGCCUGGCAGCAGCCCCUCCCGCAGCCUUCAGUGCGCCCUAUGUCAUCAACACUCAGGAGCCGUACGUUGGCACUUUAAUCACUGGUCCAACAGCAGUAAUUCCCCAGUACUAUGGCGUGCACUGGGGAGUGUACCCAGCUAACAUCAUCCAGCAGUCUGGGCCAAGCGGGCAAGCACGGCGGCCCCUCUCCCCAUCCCAGCCCUCAGAGGUGACCAGCCAGAGCAAUGGUAACUUAGCAGCGUCAGCAGCAGCGGCGGCAGCAGGCAAUAUGCAAGGCCCUCUAUCACAAUAUCAGCAAGUGAUUCCUGCAUACUACGACCAGAACGGAACAGUGUUGAUGGGCAACCUGCGUGGCGUUGGCAACGGUGCACCAGUGAGGCUGGUCUCCCCUGCCCCGGUGCUCAUCAACGGCGCCAAUGGGGCCCAGGCAGCAGCAGCUGGGAACAUGAGACUUUUGAGUAAUCAGGCUCCCCAGAUUGGCACCCCCCCUGCUUCCCUGUACAACAGCAGCCAGACCCCAAGCCUCAACAGCAGCCAGACCUUUGCCGGUAGCACCAUAGCAGAUUCCCUCUCGCAAGGUCUCCAGACUUCCAAUGCACUAACAGGAAACAACUACUCGUUGGGGCUGCAAAAUAGUAGUCUAGGUUUUGGCAAUAGCACUCUGGGCACCAUUGGAUCCCCUGCUAUUGGCAAUUUGGGUGGUGGGCUUGGUGGGAGUAGCAUGGGGCGGAGGGACUCCCUGGACCGUACCACCUCAGUCUUGUCCCCGCUGUCCCAGGACUUCCGCAGUGCCAAGUGGACCAGUAAUUACGGCGCGCUAGGCACUGUCACAGCCUCCCCAGGUCCCAUUGGGCUGGCCUCAGGCAACCUAACGCCACCGCCACCCAGUCUGGGUAACACGUCCUCGGCACUGCCAUUGGGCGCCCUUAUGUCUGGCAACAGGGUCAUCUCAGCUGCUCCCGGUGCUGAGGCAAAGUUCCGCAAUGGCUCGGCCAAUGGAAUGUUCAACUCUGGCGGCCCAUCAUCGCUGUUCCCACCUCUCAAGAGAAACCUGAGUCUGGACAAGUGCACUGGACGGUCUCGCCUCCUGGAAGACUUCAGGAACAACCGGUUCCCCAACCUGCAGCUGAGGGACUUGGCCAACCAUAUUGUGGAGUUCAGCCAAGACCAACAUGGCUCCAGGUUCAUCCAGCAAAAGCUUGAACGAGCAACACCCGCAGAGAAGCAGAUGGUAUUCAAUGAGAUCCUGACCGCUGCCUACUCUCUCAUGACAGAUGUGUUUGGAAACUAUGUGAUCCAGAAGUUCUUUGAGUUUGGAACACCGGAGCAGAAGACAGUGCUGGCCAACAAGAUCCGCGGCCACGUGCUGCCCCUGGCCCUACAGAUGUAUGGGUGCCGUGUCAUUCAGAAAGCCCUGGAGUGUAUUGCCCAAGACCAGCAGAAGGACAUUGUGCGUGAGCUGGACGGCCACGUGCUCAAGUGUGUCAAGGAUCAGAAUGGAAACCACGUGGUACAGAAAUGCAUAGAAUGCGUUGAUCCCAUGGCUCUUCAGUUCAUCAUUAAUGCUUUCCAGGGCCAAGUGUUCACCCUGUCAACUCAUCCGUAUGGCUGCCGUGUCAUUCAGCGCAUCCUGGAGCACUGUACAGGGGAGCAGACUGCACCCGUCUUAGAAGAACUCCACCAACACACUGAACAACUUUUACAGGACCAGUAUGGCAACUAUGUCAUCCAGCAUGUUCUUGAACAUGGAAAACCAGAGGACAAGAGUAAGAUUGUCGGUGUGGUGAGAGGAGGAGUGCUGAAACUUUCUCAACACAAGUUUGCCUCCAAUGUUGUAGAGAAAUGUGUCACUCAUGCCACACGUGCAGAGCGGGCCAUGCUGAUUGAGGAGGUGUGUGGGUAUAGUGACAGUGCCCACAGCUCCCUGUUAGUGCUGAUGAAGGAUCAGUAUGCCAACUAUGUAGUGCAGAAGAUGAUUGACGUAGCCGAGCCAGCACAGCGCAAGAUGCUCAUGCACAAGAUACGACCCCACAUCUCAACACUUCGCAAGUACACUUACGGGAAGCACAUUCUCGCUAAGCUGGAGAAAUACUUAACGAAAAACGCCCCCGAUACCAUGGGACCGAAUAUGACCAGCCCACUCUGAGCCAGUUUGUGGCUGGCCACCACCACCGCUGCUGCUGCCGCUGUUGCUGCUAACACCGCCAACACCACUAGGAAGAGAAGCAAUGAAUUAUUAAUGGCACUUGAAGGCAUGGAGGAUUUCAAUCAAAGGGAAAAGUUGCAGCCAGCAGUUGAGGGAAGAAGAGCAACAUUUAGGAGGUGCAAGAGUAAUUUGCUUCAUCCUCAAGUGUAGGAAUCACCACUGCCACUCGCCAUGCCUCCUUCAGUGCCGCACAGAAAUCGUUGAGGUUGGAUGGCUAAAAAAUGUGUGCAGUUGAUUUUCACUACUUGAUAGAUGUCCCUUUUUUAUUUUUUCAUUAUUUUUCAUAUAAUGAUCUAUUCAUUGUUUCAUUCUUUCUUUCUUUCUUUAAGACUAAAGUAAAUGAGAAGCAUUGUUUUUGACCUUUGAAUACUUCAGCAUUUUAUCAGGAAAGACCAAGAGUUAUGUUAACCUCAAAGACACAACGUACAGAGCAUCAAGACUGUUCGUAUCACAAAAUUGUUGACGUGUUGGUCAUUAUCUCUACUGCAGCCUCGGAUUGCAGGCACACGUUAUGAGUGAAUUGCUGAUGUAAAGGUUGAAUGACUACAAUUUGACUUAUAAUUAUAAUUAUAAUUAUCAUUGGUAUUAUUUUAUUAUUAUUUUACUACUACUACUACUACUACUACUACUACUACUACUACUACUACUACUAUUGCUACUACUACUACUACUACUACUACUACUACUAUGACUUUACUGUUACUACUGUUAUUAUUAUUUGGUGUGUCCUUAAUGCAUAGUAAGUAUUCAGCUAGGCUCUUGUAGUGUUUAUAUAGAGCAUGUUAUCAUACUCUGGGCUUGCAGCUGUUGCAUGAUUUAUUGCUGUAGUCAGCUUUACCCAUAUAUAUAUAUAUCAAAUUUAAAUCUUGGAUAUAUUAACUGUUUGCCACUUUUUACCCCAAUUGGUAAAUGUUGUUGACCUAACUAUUGUAUUUUCUCUUUUUCUUUGGUAUUAGUAGUGGUGUGUAUUGUUAGUAUGUUUAGAGGCUGCAUUGCCCUCAGCAAGGAAAUGCAGUGAUUCUUAAGAAAAAAGUGAUUCAGCCAAGCAGAGUGUGGAAAGCCCCCACCCCAGGACUUUCUCUCCAACUGGCCAGAGCAGCUCCCACACGAGGCACUGGCACCCCGGCACCCCAGGGACCACCUCAUGGCACAGCGCACAAAGGCCAAAAUGGAAAUUACUUUUUACUUGUAUGUUUGGAAAUUUAUUAUAAUUAUUAUUAUUAUUAUUAUUAUUAUUAUUUUAUAUUUUUCUGAAAAUAUUGAUAGAGGAUGAAACCAACUCCUUGUGAGGUAAUUGAGCCAUUUGUCAGCACUCCCUCACCAACACAACCACAUGUCCUGGUGCCAGCCAGACAACAUUGCUGGGUGAGGCCACACUGGCCUCAGAGUACUGCAGUGUAUACCACCCAUCCAUACCUCAGGAAGGUGAAUUGCAACAACAGAAAAUCUUGAUUCUCUUUGAGAAUCUAAUCAAUAAAGAGAUGAUGCCUUUGACCACAAAGGGGCAUCUGAAUAUGAAUCAAUGUUCAUCAUAGUACUAAACACAAGGACAUGUGAGGCUGUCCACAAACAUCUGCCAAAUGCUUUCCACUGAAUAGCCAAGAAAACUUAAUGAAUACAAGAUGAGAAGUGUAACAGCCCAACACCACACGAGAAAGCCUAGUGACUAGGCAGAGACAAGAGCAGGCCGAGUGAUGUCUUUCUCUGGGAGACAGACAGAGUAAAAGGAGGUGCUGCUGUUGCCUUGCCUCCAGCCACUACAAGUUGCCGGGUGCCGUGUCGUCCAGCUGUGAGUCGCCGUGGCUUUGGGACUCUGCCUCGUCCAGCCUCCAGGCCUUGUUGGUCUAGUGCAUUGUAAAAUUUUAUGUACAUUGUAUCAACAGGUAUAUAUAAAGGAAAAUUCGUAUGUGUAAUAAUGGGCAUUACUGUAAAUCUGUACAGUUGAAUAUUCUAUAUUUUCUUACUUGUUUGUGUGUUUGUAUGUCAUUGUGAUGCUAUCAGACCACCACCACCACUACCACAUGGGCACUCAGCCCCCCAAUUGCAAACCAAUACAAUUGGUGCUCUAACAACAAACUAAAUUUAAAAAUAAAUUAACUGUAAAUCAGUCUCAUGUCCCCAUUGAGAGACACUUGCUCUCACAAUAAUAAUGAAAUGGCACAUACACUGCAUUUGAGGGAUUAUAAACAACAAAAAGAAUAUUACAUGGAUGCCACAAAGUAUUUUCUCCAAGGUUUGCCAAUUAUAAUUUUUGCAGUGCACUUCACUCCUUCCUCUCCCCUCUCUCCCUUCCCCUCCCCUUGGGCUGGCUGUGAGUUAAGGGAAGGGAGGAUCCCCUACCACCACCACCACCACUCACCAGGUGCCACACCACUACCACAUAUCCUCCCUUCCCUACCCAGCUUUCCCCAAGACCCACUGGCCAAGUGCUGGCAGGUCAUGACCACUAAUCUGCUCAGAAUCUCAUGUGCUGGCCUGGCCCCUGGCGCUGGCACAUGGCUAGAGGAAGACGCAGUGUUAAUAUAUGUUUAUCUUGUAUCUUUGUAUCCCUGAGAGCUUCUUGCAGGCUGGAACAGGCCCUUGUGUUUAUAUUGUAGAGUCUCCCCAUCCUCCCUUGCCAAAAAAGACCUAACAUUGUCAAAUUUGUAAAUUCUGUGAAUAUUAUUGAAUUUUUUGUGAAGCCAAUAUUCUGGCAUGUAACAUUUUGUAAUAAAUUAGUGUACAGAAAAA
Molecule: messenger RNA, 6582 nt
Organism: Portunus trituberculatus (swimming crab)
Lineage: Eukaryota; Metazoa; Arthropoda; Malacostraca; Decapoda; Portunidae
Gene: pum
Product: pumilio homolog 2-like
Exons: 22
Coding region: 154-3792 (1212 amino acids)
Biological process (GO): regulation of mRNA stability; miRNA processing
Cellular component (GO): cytoplasm; cytosol
Molecular function (GO): mRNA 3'-UTR binding
Source: RefSeq, a predicted model, not a curated record